GUCGGCUCCCGGUGUGCUCGGCUCCCGGUGGGCUACGCGUCCGGCGAGUCCCAGCCGAGAGUCCCCGCCGAGCCUCCGGAUGCCCGCGCGCGGCGGGGCCCAGCUUUCCCGCAGAUUGGGGCAAAAAAGGCAGCGGCUGUUGGAGGCAGAGCGGCAUCAGAGCCCCCCAGAUGGAGCCUGGACGCCUUCCCCCACAGAGCCCCAUGUGGGGCUGCCUGUGACCCUGGGCCCCCAGCGCAGUAUCUACUUCUCAAGCCCAAACAGCCGCCCUGCUCGACUGGGAUCCGAGUUUUUCGACCAGCCUGCAGUCCCCCUGGCCAGGGCAUUUCUGGGACAGGUCUUGGUCCGGCGACUCGACGAUGGCACAGAGCUCCGCGGCCGCAUCGUGGAGACUGAGGCGUACUUGGGGCCAGAGGAUGAAGCUGCCCACUCGAGGGGUGGCCGGCAGACCCCCCGCAACCGCAGCAUGUUCAUGGAGCCAGGGACCCUGUAUGUGUACCUCAUCUACGGCAUGUACUUCUGCAUGAAUGUCUCUAGCCGAGGGGAUGGGGCGUGCGUCCUGCUGCGAGCGCUAGAGCCCCUGGGGGGCCUGGAGACCAUGCGGCAGCUUCGCAGCACCCUCCGGAAAGGUGCUGCCAGCCGGGCCCUCAAAGACCGUGAGCUCUGCAGUGGCCCCUCCAAGCUGUGCCAGGCCCUGGCCAUCGACAGGAGCUUUGACCAGCGGGACCUGGCCAAGGACAAGGCUGUGUGGCUGGAGCGUGGCCCCCCGGGGUCCAGUGAGCCAGCUGUGGUGGCAGCAGCCCGAGUGGGCAUUGGCCACGCAGGCGAGUGGGCCCAGAAACCCCUGCGCUUCUACAUCCAGGGGAGCCCCUGGGUCAGCGUGGUCAACAGAGCAGCCGAGCGGAACAUGCAGGCCUGAGUAAGGGCCUACUCAGACAAAGCUUUUUAAUUGUUUAAAAACCAAAUAAAUGCUUCCUUUCUAGAAAA
Messenger RNA from Ceratotherium simum simum (southern white rhinoceros), 987 nucleotides. RefSeq names its product N-methylpurine DNA glycosylase (gene MPG). Lineage: Eukaryota; Metazoa; Chordata; Mammalia; Perissodactyla; Rhinocerotidae. Gene Ontology annotation, biological process: base-excision repair. The record is from RefSeq and is a predicted model, not a curated record. Gene Ontology annotation, molecular function: DNA binding; alkylbase DNA N-glycosylase activity.